AUGGCCACGAGAAUGGCACAGGGUAUUUACUUGCAGACGAAGACAAACACAAAGGAUGCCUCAUGUAUAAACUUCACCAAGCAUGAAACAAUUAUUAGGACAGUCUGGGCUUGUUUCGUGCUUGACUGUAUCCUGCGUUGCGGAAGAUGUGGUUCACAACGUGCUGAAAUCGAGGUGCCCGAUAUUCCACUGCCAAUGGGCGAGGAUGAUUUCGAAUUUGGAUCCCAGUCAACCCUGACACCUCACUUCCUAGUACACUCGGGAACAAAUACGUCGAUUAAGGUUAUGGGCAGCGAUGGAAAGAUAAAUGGACCCCAGCAAAUCCUUUCCUUGAUAGUCAAGGGAUUUAGCAUCUUCUCUACCUUGUCUACGUGGAUCUGUAGGGGUGGUAGGAGAUACCCGUCCCCUGAUUCUAUAGAGCCUCCCUGGAAGCAUACAUCUUUUUGGAGCCGCUCUAUGACGACGGUGGAGGCCUGGAGAGGGACCCAUUCAUCUAGGUUGGUCUACUCGAGGUCUGGUGGACAAAUGCAGGCGCACAUACUACACAACCAAGUCGAAGGCUUCGCACUAUUGAACCUGCUCUAUUAUAUGAGUGUCUUCUUUUUACAUCGCGAAUACACCCCUUUCUUCCCACACAGAGUAUCACGUCCAUGUGGCCCGAUUGACCCUCCACUUUUGGAGGAGGUACCUCCUCAUGACUGGUGGCAUCACAGUGCACAGAAACUCUUCGAAGCUACUUCGAUUAUUAUACAGCUGAUGCAAGAUCUUGAAACACGGGAUGUGCAGUUUCAGACCCCAUUCACGGCCUUCUGUAUGUUCAGUGCUGCCAGCGCAGUUUUAUAUGCGGACACCUGGCCUUACAUGGCACCGGGACUCGAGAAUGCGAAGGAGAAGUAUACAUGGAGUCUCGAUUGGCUCAGGACUGCGAGUGAAAAGUGGAAGAUUGCAAAAUGCUGGUGUGAAAUAUUGGGCGAGCUUUCGGGAAUCUUCACACGCCUCAAAACAGAUGGACAUGACUUCCCACAUCUUGGACGGGAGGAGUUCCAAGACCUCCAUGAUAAUUUGCACCGUCUUGCGGAACCAGAAUCUACAACUGUGAAUGCUCUGGCUGUUCUAUCACAAGGAGCACCCCUCGACUUUAUAGGAGCAGCUUGUCAAUCCCGCCUUGAGGAUACAGAUGCUGGGAACUCGGGACUACAGUCUUAA
Messenger RNA from Aspergillus oryzae RIB40, 1206 nucleotides. RefSeq names its product fungal specific transcription factor domain-containing protein. The coding region runs from base 1 to 1206 and encodes 401 amino acids. Gene Ontology annotation, cellular component: nucleus. The record is from RefSeq and is a predicted model, not a curated record. NCBI's taxonomy places the organism in Eukaryota, Fungi, Ascomycota, Eurotiomycetes, Eurotiales, Aspergillaceae. The transcript has a single exon.